GAGACAAAAAGAAACAGAGCAAAAACUCCCGUCUUCUUUGCCUUUUUCUCGUGCGGUGAUGUCUUCUCUCAACUUCCAUGGCUGACAUCUCACCUUCCUAAUUCUCCCCAACCUACCACAAAGUCUCUUUCUUUCCCCUAAAACUUCAUCACCCUUAGAGGUUUUUUUCUUUCAAUCCAUUUCUUUUUUUUUUUUGAAUUUUUUUUUCCUAAAUGGAUGCGAUCUUCUCCCCCGCCGUGGAACCUGAAGGAACCACCGACUCAACGAUCGACACAGUUUCUCGCUUAGUCUCCGGCGCUUUCUCCGGAGCUCUUACUGGUUUUUUCGCUAUGGCUGGAGCUUUCACAGGAGCAGUAACUGGUGCGGUGGCAGGAAGAGCUGCACAGUAUGGUGUAAUCCGUGGGGCUGCACUUGGCGCUGUAGCUGGAGCUAUUCUCUCUGUUGAAGUCUUGGAGGCUUCUCGUGCCUACUGGUAUUUAGAGCUAUCAGGAUCUAGGGGUCCAUCAUCUAUGGCAGAUUUUGUAGAGCAGCUGUUCCGUGGGAGACUAGUAGAUGAACAACUUAUGUCAACAAUGAUAAAUUCACACCACUGGCAGUUAAGGAUUUCAGAUGUAAGCUAUGAAGAGAGGGAGGAUGUGUAUGGUGAAUUGGAACCUAGAGGCUUGUCUGGUGAGUCGUUAAGGAAACUACCAUGCUAUAUCAUGUCAAGUGAGAUGACCAAGAAGCAGAUCAUACACUGCACUAUUUGUCUGCAGGACAUUGCAGUUGGUGAAAUCACACGAAGCUUACCGAGAUGUGAUCACACCUUUCACCUGGUUUGCGUUGAUAAAUGGCUCAUUAGACAUGGAUCAUGCCCCAUUUGCAGACAGGGCGUUAAAGAUUAAGACACCAUUGUUGCCAAGGAGUGUACAUAACAAAAAAAACAUUAUGCUUAUAUGUUGUUGUAAGUCUCUGAAUCCUUAUUUCAGUUCUCUAUUUGUGUCUUUCACUUGAUCUAUCAUCCAUAGGUUUCUACUUUUGAAUGUAUACUAUUGUAGACAUGAACACCUACAGAUAUGUUGGAAAAGAAUAUAGAACUUGAUUAAGUUAUGCAC
Molecule: messenger RNA, 1094 nt
Organism: Eruca vesicaria subsp. sativa (arugula)
Lineage: Eukaryota; Viridiplantae; Streptophyta; Magnoliopsida; Brassicales; Brassicaceae
Source: the annotation of a GenBank genome assembly